Molecule: messenger RNA, 1328 nt
Organism: Cuculus canorus (common cuckoo)
Lineage: Eukaryota; Metazoa; Chordata; Aves; Cuculiformes; Cuculidae
Gene: NUP37
Product: nucleoporin 37
Exons: 10
Coding region: 106-1086 (326 amino acids)
Cellular component (GO): nuclear pore outer ring
Molecular function (GO): protein binding
Source: RefSeq, a predicted model, not a curated record
GAGCGGGGAGGCGGGGCCUCGGGGUGAGCGCGGGGCCUGGAGGAAUGUAGAUUUUCAUCCUGGAGAGGACAUCGCUUCGUGAGACUUUGAUUUAGUCCACUGAAAAUGAAGCAAGAUUCUACUAGAAACGCUGCUUACACUGUGGAUUGUGAAGAUUAUGUGCACGUGGUAAAAUUCAAUCCAUUUGAUAGUGGAGAUGCAUGUUCCCUCAUUGCAUAUGGUGGCAAUAAUUACGUUGUUGUUGGGGCAUGCAGAUUUCAGGAGGAGGAUGCAGAAGUGGAAGGCAUGCAGUAUAAGACACUGAGAACAUUUCAGCAUGGAAUCCGAGUUGAUGCCAUAGCAUGGAGUCCAGAAACUAGACUUGAUGCUUUACCUCCUCAGAUAAGGUUUUGUACUGCAGCUUCUGAUAGGAAGUUACGGCUAUUUACGUCAGACCUGCAGGACAAGAAUGAAUGUCAGACAUUUGACGGCCACUCAGAUUACAUUAAUGAUUUGGUGUUUUCUCCCAAAGAAGGACAAGAAAUUGCAAGUGUAAGUGAUGAUCACACCUGCAGGGUCUGGGAUUUAGAAGGAAAUGAGAAGGCCCAUUUUGGUUUACGUUCUCCUGGAAUGAGUGUUUGCUGGCAUCCUGAGGAGGCUUUUAAGUUGAUGGUAGCGGAGAAGAAUGGAACAAUACGAUUCUAUGAUAUAAUUACACACCAGAUCAUUCUUUCUCUAAAGUGUGAACAAAUGCCGUUGAUGUCAGCAGACUGGUGUUUAAAAAAUGCUUUUAAAAUUGGAGCAGUUGCUGGAAGGGAUUGGCUAAUCUGGGAUGUCACUUGCUCCAGUUAUCCACAGGAUAAAAGACCCGUCCAUGUUGAUCGAGCCAGAUUAUUCAGUUGGUCCCAAGUGAAUGAAAAUCUGUUUGCAACCACUGGAUACCCAGGAAAGACAACUACUCAACUGCUUAUUCAUCAUUUAGGACACCCCCAGCCCAUUCUUACUGGCACUGCAGCUGUAGGAUCUGGUUUGACAUGGCAUAGAACUCUUCCAUUAUGUGCGGUCGGAGGAGAUCAUAAAAUUUUCUUCUGGGUAACCGAAAUGUAAAAUAAGCCUUUGACUUCAAUAUGAAACUUUACAGCAUAAUGUCCUUAUUUUCUAGUAAAAUGAGCAAAUCUACUCUUCAUUACUGGUAUUUAUUCACUUGGAGAACAUAAGAAGGGAACGAAUAAAGUAUGAAACAUCUGUGUUUAUGGUUUUUAGGUUGCAAACACAAGAGCUUUUCUAAAACCUUUGAUAUUUGAUUACUUCCCUUGAAAUAAAAUUUACACUUUUUUAAUGUGGUAUUU